AUGGGUAAGCCUUGGCAGCAUGGGAAAGGCAAAGGGCAUCGUGACAACGGCAUGGGUCUCCUGCAUGGCAUAGCACGUCGCUUCCAGGAGCAGCAACAGUUGUCGAUGCUUGGACCUAUGCGCGCAUCUGCUGGGUUUGGUCAGCCGGCAUACCCUGCCAUGGGGCAUUGCCAGCCCAAUCAGAUUCCCGUGCAAACGGCAGCUUCGUUGCCGCAACCGUUUGCUGCAAUGCCGAAACCAUCCACCGUGUCCUUUCCCGUGAAUGCACACCCUCAGUUUUCGCAGAUGUGCUUCGCAGGGAUUCCUGCACAAAGUGCUUACCCCCACGAGGUGGCUGGGCACGAUGCUCCUUCUGGCAGCGCAAGUUCCGUAAUGUCAGCCAUCAGUGCCUUAACAGGCUCGGUUCAGAAGUUGGUGUCUCAAUUCGCUGGAACGUCUGGGAAGGAUUCACAGACCAAAGCGGAUUCCGAAGCCCACGCUUCUGAGCAUGCACAGAAAGCCAUGGCUGGAGAACCAACGGAGCUGCUCCAUGAUCUUCUUCGCCUCGCAAAGCGUGGGAUUGAGACUUCAGAGUCAAAGACUGAUCGGAAGCGUGGCAAAGGCAAGAACGAUGGCGAUGCUUUGUCAUCCAUCAUUGAAGCCGUGUUGAACCCAACGCCUGAUGAAGACGAGACACAGCAAGUGCUUGAUGAUGACACCAAAGAAUUUUUGGCCAAGCGCCUUGCCAAAGCCGUGUCAGAUGGGACCCUGGCCUUCCCGAAGAAGCGAGCCAGGAAAACUGCGGAGUCUUGA
Messenger RNA from Symbiodinium sp. CCMP2592, 792 nucleotides. Lineage: Eukaryota; Dinophyceae; Suessiales; Symbiodiniaceae. The record is from the annotation of a GenBank genome assembly.